AUGUCGCUUUGCAAACCGCGGAUGCUUCGCACCCCAUGCACGAAGACGAAAUCGAGUGUCUCUUCAUCUCCGAACAGGACAUCUUCGCUCACGCUAGGAUCUGUGCGUACGUUCGCCGCCGCGGCCAAGGGCGUUAUUCCCCGGUUCAGAGUCAACGAGAAGCGCCUCUGGGAUGCAAUCCACCACACUGCACAAUGGGGCGCCACGCCGGACGGGGGUAUCCGGCGUCUCGCGCUGACAGAUGUGGACAAAGCCGUGCGAGUGUGGCUCGUCUCGUCGGUCAAAUCGCUGGGCUGCAGCGUGAAAGUGGAUGAGAUGGGCAACAUCUUCGCCACGCGUCCGGGAACUUCCUUGUCGCUCCCUGCGAUUGGAAUUGGCAGUCAUCUCGACACGCAGCCGGCGGGCGGGCGCUACGACGGCAUCCUCGGUGUGCUCGCUGGCGUUGAGGUACUGCGUGUCCUCGAGGAAAACGGGCACAAGUCGAAUGCGCCGAUCGCAGUCAUCGACUGGACAAAUGAGGAAGGGGCGCGAUUCAACACAGGUAUGGUGUCCUCGGGCGUCUGGUCCGGUCGAUACACGCUGGACUUUGCUCAUGCACUCCCUGCCACGGAGGACAAGACCAAGGGAAUGACCUUGAAGAGCGAGCUGAGGCGGAUCGGGUUUCUGGGCACGUUACCGGCGUCGUACGAGGCCAACCCACUGAGUGCACAUUUUGAGCUGCAUAUUGAGCAGGGUCCGGUCUUGGAAGACGAGGGGAAGCAAGUGGGGGUCGUAACCGGCGUGCAGAGUAUGGGAUGGCUCAUCGUGACGGUCCACGGAGAGAAUCAGCAUUCAGGUACCUGCCCGAUGGCUCGCCGAGCAUGUGCUCUUACGUCUGCUGCUCGGAUGAUAUCCCGCGUUGAGGAGAUAGCCGUCGCGGCUGAUGGUCUAUCGACGGUGGGGGUCAUCAACUCGUGGCCCCAGUCUCCAGCCACGGUACCUCAUAAAGUUGUCUUCAGCGUCGACUUGAGCCACCAUUCCACCGAAGUUCGAGAAGCCAUGAUAGCUGAGACCACUUCAGAUUUCGCGCGAAUCGCCCAUGCCAACAAGUGUUCUGUCGAAAUCCAAGACAUCUGGAACAGCCCUGCUGUGCAAUUCCACCCGGACUGCAUCAGCUGUGUAAGGGAAGCAGCCAUAACCGUAGCUGGCACGGACGGCGUCAAGGAAAUGGUGGCUGGUGCCGGACAUGACAGCGUCCACACAGGCGAUAGAGUCCCGACGAGCAUGAUUUUCGUGCCAUCCAAGGGCGGUAUCUCGCAUCACCCAGAUGAAUUCACGUCGUCAGAACAGUGGUAA
Cladophialophora yegresii CBS 114405 is the source of this 1335-nucleotide messenger RNA. RefSeq lists its product as uncharacterized. The transcript has a single exon. Gene Ontology annotation, molecular function: hydrolase activity, acting on carbon-nitrogen (but not peptide) bonds, in linear amidines. The record is from RefSeq and is a predicted model, not a curated record. NCBI's taxonomy places the organism in Eukaryota, Fungi, Ascomycota, Eurotiomycetes, Chaetothyriales, Herpotrichiellaceae. The coding region runs from base 1 to 1335 and encodes 444 amino acids.